This is a messenger RNA of Magnolia sinica, 3553 nucleotides long. RefSeq lists its product as uncharacterized. The record is from RefSeq and is a predicted model, not a curated record. The transcript is spliced from 9 exons. The coding region runs from base 752 to 3481 and encodes 909 amino acids. NCBI's taxonomy places the organism in Eukaryota, Viridiplantae, Streptophyta, Magnoliopsida, Magnoliales, Magnoliaceae. Gene Ontology annotation, molecular function: protein binding.
UCCUUUCAAUUGUCUCUUUCCUCCAAAGUCCAAACCCUACCCUACUUUUACUUCCUUUCCAUACAUACAAAAUACAUAACUACAUACAGCUGCUUGCAGCUUAAAAAAAACCCACAUCUUUCUUUCUUUUUCCUGUUUUUAAGUUUUUUAUUAUUUCAGCACUGUUGCUUUUAUUUCCGCUCAACACCCUUUAAACACCCAAAACAGAAAAUUAAAAAAAAUAAAAAUAUAAAAUCCCAUUUCCCUCUCUCUCCCCCUCUCCUUUGUUUUUCUUUCAACAGCUCCAAGAAACAGGUCAAAACCCCCGAGGGCUCCAGGUCACAUCACCACCCUUAAAACCCUCUUCAAACCCCCUCACAUUCUGACGUGACCGUUGGUUUUCUUGUCCUCGUCUCUGUAAAAAACGAAAAAUCGAAGAGAGAUAAUGAAAACAGAAUCUGGGUCUUGUUUUUAAUGCGUUUUCCCAAGAAUGUUUUCGAUUUCUUUGAGGAAAAAAAAUAAAAAAAGAGGCACCCAAACGCUUCAUUUCUGAUGUGACUGUGGGCCCUAGAUUCCACAGCCGUUAAACGCCUUCGAUCCCUUUUACAAAAAAGAAGAAGAAGAAGAAAAUAAUCUGGGUUUUAUUUUACAUGCAUUGCUCUGAAAAGGUGCGCUCUACGCACCUCUCUCUCUAAUCGCUGUCGAGCAAGAAGGAGCAAUGGGUCUUGUAGAACAUACAUUCUUAUAGGUGGGGUUUGUUUUUUCUGCGUUUAUGGAGGAGGAGAGCGGGCAGAGGAGGAGUGCGAGGUUGUCUGCGCUCGACACGUGUAAGGUUGGUGGGGCGACACGUGGCGUGGGUCCCGGGAGAGCCCCACGGGGGCGUGGUGGUGCAGCGAGGAGGGGUAGGAAACGGGCAAGGGAUGGGGUGGAAACGGGCAGCGGGCAGGGGCUGCCCGGGAAGAAGAGGGGCAGGAAGAAAAAGCGGCUGACGGAAGUGGAAGAGGUGACAGUUAUUUCAGUUAAGGAGGAAGCAGAAGAGGCGGUAGAAAAUCUGGAACAUGAUGAUUGUUCUUCACACAACAUUGACAAAUCAUCAAGUGGUGCAUCUCGGUUGCCAGAAAAACAAGUGCUCGAGCGUAUCUUGGACAUGCUACAAAAGAAAGAUGCGCAUGAGAUAUUUUCUGAGCCAGUUAAGCCAGAUGAGGUUGAAGGUUACUAUGAUAUUAUUGAGAAUCCAAUGGAUUUUGGCACAAUGAGGGCAAAACUUCAAGAGCAAAUGUACAAGACUCUAGAGCAAUUUGAGGCUCGUUCCAUACAUGAUCUGGCAAAGAAGGUUUUUCAUGCUCUGAGAACCAAUCCUGAGAAUUUCGAAUUAGAACUUGCAACAAUGAGACGAAGACCUGGGCGAACACCGAAAAAUCAUGCAAGUGGAAAAGGUCAGGGUGAAGCUACAAGUACGGGGAAUCCGACUGUCGAUGUCUCAUCAAGUGGAAGGCAUCGUUCCUUGAAUGGUCAAUCAGGUGUCAGGAGAAACCUCCGAGAAGGCUUGACGGUGCGUGGUCCAAGUCAUAAUGUUGACAGGCGAAUCACCUAUGAGGAUCUCUGCGGUUUAAGAGAUGGCCGGAAAUCUAAUUUUUCUGAAGAAGAACGACGUGAUACUUAUAGGCCGGGUUCUUUCAGCAGCCUCGCUGAGUCGAUAUUCUCAACACGUAAUAGCCCACUUAUCUAUGUUAAUCAGGGCAAUUUUAAUUACUCUGAUAGUUUGAUGCGAUUCGCUGCAGAUCUGGGGCCCACUGCAAAAGUGGUUGCCCAGCGGAAGUUACAGAGAUGUCAGACUCCGGCAAUGCCAGCCCUCCCGGGACCCACUCCUGCUACUGGCAUAGACAACAUUCCAGCUCAUCAGAUUCUCCUCAAUGCGAUCGCAGGCCAUCCUGGCCCACUUGCCGGUGCUGCCAAUAGGAAUGAUAUGCACAAGAAUUUCACGGAGAUGUGCCGCUGGAAUCAGAGGUCUCGUGUUCCACCAUCCUGUUAUAUACCCCCCGCUCAUUUUGGAAGUUCAAAUGAUGCACGUGAUGCGAUCAUAGAAAUGGGCCAAUGGAAUCAGAGGUCCGAUGUUCCGUCAUGUUCUUACCUACCGGCAGUCCAUACUGGAAAUUCAAAUGAUACACGUGAUGCAAUCAUAGAAACGGGCCGCUGGAGUCAGAGGUCCGAUAUUCCUUCAUGUUCUUACCUAUCGGCUGCCCAUACCAGGAAUUUGAAUGAUACUAAUGAUGCUAUCAGAGAAACGGGCCACUGGAAUUCGAAUGAUACUCGUGAUUCUAUCAGAGAAACGGGCCGCUGGAGUCCAAGCUCAGACAUUCCGUCAUGUUCGUAUCUACCGGCCGCCCAUACUGGAAAUUCAAAUGAUACACGGGAUGCUGUCAGAGAAACAGGCCGCUGGAAUCCAAGUUCUGAUGUUCUGUCAUGUUCUUACCUACAAAUCACCCACGCCGGAAAUUUGAAUGAUACAAGCACUGCUGUCGGAGAAACAGGCCACCAGAAUCCAAGCUUGGAUGUUCCAUCAUGUUCGUAUCUACCUGCCGGUGCCUCCGCUGACAUCGACAUUGGGAAUUUGAAUUUUCCAGCUGCUGGGAUCGAAAUUACUGGCAACAACUACAUGGCUACCCAUAUUGGGAAUUCAAAUUUUCCCGCCACUGAGGUCCCAAGUUCCCACACCAGUUAUGGGGGCCCCCAUGUCGGGAAUUCGGAUUUUCCAGCUGCGAUGGUCCCAAAUCCCACCACUGAUUACAUGGCCACUCAUAUUGGGAGCUCGAAAUUUCUGGCUGCUGUGAUCCCAAAUGCCAGUAACGAGUACAUGGCAAUGAUGGCUGCUUCGGGCAUGCUGGAUGCUCCGGUCCCGCCUAGCAAGCUGGCAUCAGAUCUCUCUCAGUCAAGGCUGCUUGAACUGGUGUCGAGAAAUAACAACAGUCCAGCAUUGCCGCCGUCGUUGUCGUGGGCUUUUCAAGAAGCCAUGAAGAUGCCAGUUCCAAGCCAAGCUGCUGAUCCCAUGCAGGCCUUGAACUUAUUUUCUUUAGAGCAGGAGAAUCAAGCUGUGGCGGCGCUGGCUCAUGGCUAUGGAGAGAAUCAAGCUGUGGUGGUACCGGAUCAGGGCUAUGGAGAGAAUCAAGCUGUGGUGGCACCAGGGCUGAGCCACGAUGGGCUCGGUUCAGCUCCAACGGCAGACCAGUGUUCCACGUGGGUCCAGCCGGAAUCAUGGGGCGCCCCGCAGACCGUCCUUGACAUCCCGUUCUUGCAGUCGCGGCUCGGGGAGAUGAGUUUGUGGGGCCGGAAUGGGCUAUUGAGGCCAGAAUUGCCUCCGGCUUCGACGGCUCAAGAGACGCCGUUUUUCGAUGCCAUGGGCGACUGUGAAAGAGGCUCGGGCUCACAUGGCGGCCAUCGACCUGAGCCAAGCUCUGUAGCUAUGUUGGAUAAUCAGCAUCCUGAUCUGGCUCUUCAAUUAUAAUUCUAUAUGGUUGAAAAUUUCAGAGAAAGAAAAGAAGAAAUAAAAAGAAAGAAAGAAAGGUUAUAGAUGAAA